AUGACGAAGGGUACCUCCAGCUUUGGUAAGCGUCACAACAAGACGCACACGCUCUGCCGACGAUGCGGAAAGCGUUCUUUCCACAUCCAGAAGAGCACCUGUGCCAACUGCGGCUACCCUGCUGCUAAGACCAGAAAGUACAACUGGAGCGAAAAGGCCAAGCGCCGCAAGACCACCGGCAGCGGUCGCAUGCGUUACCUCAAGACCGUUGACCGCCGAUUCCAGAAUGGUUUCCAGACCGGUACUCCCAAGGGUGCCCGCGGCCCUACAACUGCUGCUUAA
Molecule: messenger RNA, 282 nt
Organism: Talaromyces marneffei
Lineage: Eukaryota; Fungi; Ascomycota; Eurotiomycetes; Eurotiales; Trichocomaceae
Exons: 4
Coding region: 1-282 (93 amino acids)
Biological process (GO): translation
Cellular component (GO): cytosolic large ribosomal subunit; ribosome
Molecular function (GO): RNA binding; structural constituent of ribosome
Source: RefSeq, a predicted model, not a curated record